AUGACAAACGAAUGUUCGAUAGAAAAAUGUCGAAAUCUAGUCGACACAUAUUGUUAUCAUUGUUCACAAGAUCUAUGCACAAACCAUCUAAAUGAGCAUAAAAAAUGGAUCGAAAAACAACUUUUACCUGUCGUCAAUCAAGUGAACACAAUGUACGAACAUCUUCAUCAAAUUGACAAAAAUCAAACAAUGGUCACAUUGGAUUAUCUGAAUGAUAUUCGCGAGCAAAUGGAUCAAUGGAAGGUCAGUUGUUAUCAACAGAUUGAUGAUGUUUAUGAACAGGUGCAAAAACAAAUCAACACUAUGGUGGAAAAACAUCGAAAUCAGAUUAUUGAAAGAGCAGCGAAUAAUUUGGAAUCAAUCAAACAGUUGCGUCGACGACUUGGCGCUUUGCUGAAAGAAGAUCAAAUAGAAUAUCGACUACUAGAUAAUAUUAGAGAAGAAUUAGAAGGAAUUGAACAAACAGAACACGAAAUUGAUCAGCCAAAUAUUCGAAUUUUGACUGAAAAACUAAAUGUCGACAAUCUUGUUCAUUUAAUAAUUAGUUUAACAGCAGAUUUAAAUUUCAUUCUAAUUCUUAUUUAUUUGAUUAAUGUUAAGCUUUUCGAAACAUUUCGUUUCAUCGUCAGACAAGAUCGAAUUAACAAAGAAUACAUAAACACAUACAUAUAUACGCAGAAGACAUUUUACAAAGGUAAAGACCUCCAAAUAGAAUGGAAAUUUGCUUUUGAAUAA
Messenger RNA from Adineta ricciae, 735 nucleotides. The record is from the annotation of a GenBank genome assembly. NCBI's taxonomy places the organism in Eukaryota, Metazoa, Rotifera, Eurotatoria, Adinetida, Adinetidae.